CUCACCUGGACCCUCCUGGACUCACCUGGACUCACCUGUCCCCGUCAUGAGCUGCUCCAGCUGCAGGGAGGCUUGUCGGCUUUAAUCUGAGCUGACGGACGAGUCAGGAGGAGGUUUGAGACGAGGCGAGGCCGGAUGUUGGAUGUCAGAGUGUGUAAUCAGCUGCAGCGUAUCUUCAUCAGCUGCUAAUUAACCACAGACUGAGAGGAAAUCUGUCCUGGACGGACGGUAAAUUUCAUGAAGAAGCGACGAGUGGAGCGUGAGCGAGGCUUCAGGUAGAGGUCACAUGAUGUCAUGAUGUCUGGAGUAGCCCUGCCCUCCUCAGAUCACCAUGGUGAUGGCGACUCCGCCCCCGAAGGAAGUGACGCUACGCCUGGAGAUGAAGUGACGGACAUGGAGCUGCUCCUGGAUUCCUCCCAGUAUGGCUGUGGUUUCUCAGCCCUGGAGGUAAACUGGGAGGAAACUGGGCUGGAGGACGGCAGCUGGAGUCCAGAUGGAGACCUGGAGGGUGGAGGGCUGGACAGGAAGUGGCUGCUCUGGCACAACUUCAUGAAGGAACACGCCCACCUGGACGCUUGGCUGCGAUUGGCCGAGCAGGCCGUGGCCUCCCCAAGCCCCGCCCACUUCACCUACAGCACGGCCAAAGAGGAGCUGAGGAGGUUUGAGAGGCUUCAGCGGGAAGCCGGAUCUCAACUCGUCCAGUUGGACAGUUUGACCCGAAGGAACCGAACUCUAACUCGGAUGUUUGACGGAGUCAUGAGGACUCGUCUGCUGAGUUCAGCUGGAGAAUGUGGACGGAGAUGGGACAACGUGAACCAGAAGCUGGAGUCCAUCACGGCUGGACUGAAGCUGUUUGUCUCGGAGUGGGAGGAGUUUGAAGCUCAGGGGGCGGAGCUUGCUCUCUGGUUGGCCGACAUGGACGUCCGUCUGAGUGAGGUGGAUCACCUGACAGGAAGUACCUGUGAAAAGCUGCGACAACUGCAGUCCUUCCAGCAGUGUGUGUGUGUGAACUCAGCUCGUAUCAACGCUCUGCUGAGUCGUGGGGAGGAUCUGAUCCAACAAAGUGCCGCCGCCGGCCAGCAGGUGGAGCUCCGCCUCCUGGAGCUGCUGAGACGCUGCAGCAACGUUUACAACAACAUCGCAAGAAUGCACACACGGCUGCUGAGCAUGAGACUGGUGUUUGAGGACGACUGGAUUCUGUCUCAGGUUACAGAUUCUGGUUGUCCUUCAGAAAAUCCACCAGAAGAAGAGGAAGUGGUUGAGAAACAUCUCCUGGACCUUCCUGCAACUUCAAGACAUCCUAAAGACCCUCCAUCCUCUCCUACCCAUGAGCCCCUGGGGCUGGAGUGGGACCCCUCGGUGGACGUGGGACGCUCCGUUUCCCGUGACGAUGCCGAUUCGUCGUACUUCAGCGCCUGCACAGGUCGUUGCCACGGAGACGGCCUGAAGAGGCGGAGCUACCUCAGCUGCACCGACUCUCGCUCUGACAUCAGCAAUGAUGUCACAAACCAGGAAGUGGAGCUGGGUUUGGAGAAUUGGCUCGACCAUUCCGGCUCAUUCUCACCUGCCGUCACCGGAAAGGACCAAUGGGUGACCUCGACUCCCGACGGGCAAAGCGGCGAGCCAAUCGGCUUCGACGGAGGCCGAGUGAAGGCGUGGCUUAGAGUCCAGAGCUCCGCCCCCCCAGAAGGACAUCCUUCCUCUUCUAAAGCUAUGCAGACUGAAGAGGUGGAGGUGAGCUACCAGUGUUUCCUGGACAGAAGCCACGUCAGCAACCAGCUCAAUCUUCAACGCUGCCAGGACGACACACAGGUGCUCUUUCCUGACCCCACCCCUUUCCUGUCACAUGACCUGAGAGUCAAAGCCUCCUCUGAUUGGUCAGUUGUUCAGGCCGAAGAAGAACCGUCCUGCUGGGAAGAAACCGAACAAAGGAGGCCCCGGUCCUCCCGGUUCCCUCCGGCCCUCCUCUCCGUCCUCCUGGUCCUGCUGGCCGGUCUGAUCUGGAGCUUCCUGGAUCCUCCAUGUCACCGUAGCAACGGGAUGCAGCGCAGCUUCCACCUGAUGCUGAGAUACGUCAACGGACCACCGCCGACCUGAAACCAUCCAGAAACCGUCUAGAGUCAGGACCGAGGUUGGAAACUGCUAAAGUCCGACUCAAACGGCAGAAUCUGACAGAAAUCUGCAGGAUUAUAAAGUUUCUAGAUUUAAUUUCCAUCUCUGUCCACGUCGCCAACAACAAAAUAAGCUCACAUUUAAAAAAUAAACUCAGGAAACAGGAUUGUUUUAGUACAACUCCUGUUUAAACGCCUGCUUUUUCAAUUCUGAUGACAAAAAAUCACCUAAAAGGGUGUUUUAUGAAGAAAGGAGUAUUUUUCAAGUAAAUUCAGACAAUUAUAGGAGUUUUUUCUACUGUUUAUGUCACUUUUCAUAUUUCUGUAGCAGCAUCAAGACAAAAAGCUUUAUUUUUUUAUUAGAUAAAGCUGAAAAAAAAUCACAUUUUGUUGUUUUUUUUUUUGAAAGAAAUGUGCAGGAUUAUAAAGUUUCUAGAUUUAAUUUCCAUCUCAGUCCAUGUCGCCAACAACAAAAUAAGCUCACAUUUAAAAAAUAAACUCAAAAAAUAAACUCAGGGUACAGGAUUGUUUCGGUGCAACACAAGUUUCUUUGUCUUGAUUUUAAAAAAUCACCAAAAAAGGCUUUUUUUUUUUUUUUUUUUAAGAAGGAAGGAGCAUUUUUCAAGUAAAUUCUGACAUUUUUCCAGGUUUUCUGUAUUGUUUAUGUCACUUUUCAUGUUCCUGUAGCAGCAUCAAGACAAAAAACUUUAGUUUCUGUUUGAUAAAGCUGAAAAAAUCUCAUCAUGUUGGUUUUUUUUAAAGAAAUCUGCAGGAUUAUAAAGUUUCUAGAUUUAAUUUCCAUCUCUACUGAUGUCACCAACAACAAAAUAAGCUCACAUUUAAAAAUUAAACCUGUUUAAACGGCUGCUUUUUUCAAUUCUAAUGGCAAAAAAACACUUUAAAAGGCAUUUUUAAAGAAGAAAGGAGUAUUUUUCAAGUAAAUUCAGACAACUGAGUUUUUUCUACCGUUUGUCACUUCAUAUUCCUGAAAAAAAUGUUUGUUUGUUUUUUUUGUGUUUUUUUUCCUCACACCUGGUUUAAUAAACUCCUAAACUCAAUACACUGCAACCUCUAAUUAAGUGUAAUAAUCUUAUAUUUACACCUUUAUGUUUUGUUUUUGUACAGAUUCAUUCUCUGGUGCUUUCUAGGGAAGAUUAUCUGACUUCAAGCUGCAAUAUUCUAAUCAUGUUAGCAUUUUUUUUAAAAGAAAAAAGACCAAGAACGACUCACUACCUUCCACAGUUUAUAUACUAGAAAUACAAACAACGUCUCAGACAAGCAGAUUUUUGCAUUUCACAGUAAUUCUCGCCAUAAAAAAACAACAUUUUGGCAGUUUUUAAAACCAGCUGCUGGGUCCAAAUCUGUACAGUUUGAGCAUAAAGACAAGAAAAAUGAAAAGAACAAGUUGUAAAUCUAUCAACAGCUGGAAUAAACCAGACAGUUAUUAAAGUACGAGCACCUAAAAACAACUACCGGUAAUACAUGAAAACUGGAGGUUUAUUAGCUAAAACAUGCUGAUUUAAUUAUCAGUUUAAUGAUAUUUUUACAGACUAAAAGCUAAAUAAAGCGGAAAACAAAGCUAAAAAUCUGAACUGCACUAAAACCAGAUUGAUAUUUGAUCAUAUUAUGUCGGAUAUACAUGAAUAAACUCCUCCUUUAGUACGUUUUAGUUCCAGUUUCUGACUCUUAAAUCAGUGCAGUAUAAAAAUAACUGGACGUUAGAUGUUUCUGAAUCUGUAUUUACUCAGACUUAUCUUCAUGCAUGCCUUAAACAUCACUAAACUGCAGCAGAAUCUAUUAACUAAAGAGAAAAUGUCUGAUUUGGUUGUUUAUGAAAACAUUUAAGUCGUCAAACUUUCUUCCCUUCUGCUUGUUUCUCCAGGAAGUGAAGGUUUAUUAGGUUGUGAGGCUAAAUAUUUGAAAGGAUUUACAGUUUUUUACUGAUAAAUUGCUAAAAGCUCAUUUUGGGGGGCUGAAAAAUCUGCCAGAAGUCACAUUGUCAUGUAAAAAGUUUUUUAAAGCAGAGUAGAAGAUUUAAAUCCUGCCUUUGUUGCCUUAAACUGCUAACUGUGCUAAUGUAGCUAAUGUGCUAACUUUACGCUCCUGUAGGACUUUAACUGCCAUUUAUUUUGGACAUUUAAAGUAUUUAGUGUUUAAUCUGAACCCCUGCCUGCCUUAUUACACCAUUAAAGUGACUGUAUUUAUCAUUUAAUGGGAUCUUUAGUUAAAAAAAAAAAAAAAACUAACAUGUUUGUCCAAACUUUAAAGAAAUGAUGCUCACGCUAAAUUCAUGCUAACGCUUUCUGAACCACAACGGUGCUUUAGAUUUAGAGUUUUUUAUGGAUACCUGCUGGUUUCUGAUUAUUUCAGCUUGAAGAGACAAAAUUUUAUUGACAUUUUGACCUUUCGUCAACAUAGAAAUGUGGUUGUAUGUUCCUGAAAAUGGAGCUUUUUGAAACUAUUGUCACGGUCGACAUGUAGACACCUACGCUUGAUUCCUGAUUAUGACAUCACGUGCCUCUACAACUAAACAAGUCUGCACGAAAGAAGAGAAACUAAAAUGAAUGUUGAUCUCUGGGAUGAUGAUUUCUAACAUCAAAAACUAGAUUUAAAUUUAUCCGUCAUCUCUGUUAAAGUAGUGACGUUGUGCAGCGAUGCUCGGCUCCCAGUGCUCCUGCAACACUUCCCUAUGAAGUCCUGCUCUGUUCACGUUAAACACUGUCUGCUAUUAUCUGAAUCACUUUUGGGAAAGAGAAAGAAGCUGCGAUGAGACAAAUCUGGCCAGCAGCACAGGUGGAGAAUGACAAAUGUGUAAUUGUGGAUGAAUAAAGCUUCAAAAUCCACAGUUCAGGUCAACUGUGUCGACUGUUUUCUCUUAAAAGCCUCGGGACGUUACAGUAGAACUCCAGUUCAAAUCCUCAGAUUUCAUGAUGCCAGAUCACAUAAUUGUUGGAAAAAAUGACAACAAAAAUUUGUCAAAAAUUCCAAAUGUUUGUCCAAAAUUGUUCCAAAUUAUUCGAAAAUUAGCCAGUUUUUUUUAAGUUUACAUUUUUCACAAAAACAACAAAACCCUGUUCAAACUGAUUCAAAUUUGACCAAAAUAACCAAGAAUUUGUCCAAAAUUUGCCAGAAUUUAUCCAAAAAACGAACCCUUCAGCAGAAGUCUGUCUCGGCAGUCCAACUCUGGGAGGAAUUUAUGAUGUACAUAAAAUAAUAAAUAAUGUAAAAUAAUAACAAUAAUAAUUCCCAACAUGACAGACUAAAAUGUGUCCAAAACUGCAAAAAAAUUGUCCAAAAAUCACUCAACAUUUUUAACAAAAAUUCUAAAUUGUCGAAACUCACUUAAAACUGUCAGAUAACUCUACAGACAGUAGAAGUGUUCACUGACAGUCCAGCCCUGCAGAAGAAAUUACAGAAACACAACAUUUUGAAGAAAGACAGUAAAUUUACCAAAAGGACAAUAAUUUGAUGAUUCAAUGUUUGUCUAAAAUAAACAAAAAUUAAUCAACAUAACUCCAAAUUUGUCCAAAAUUACUUCGUAUUUUUAACAAAAACUUGUUCAAAACAACUCAAAACUGUCCAAAAUGACUCUAAAAUUUUCCAGAAAUGAGAUGAACUUGUUCAAGAUGUGCUGCAGGAACACUGGGAGCCGAGUAUCGCUGCAUGACGAGGCUAUUUCUAAUCAGAUGCAGCUAAAUUUAAAUGAUUUUUGAUUUUUUUAGCCUCAAUCUUUGAUCUUUUGGUCUUCAGGUUGAUUUGGACAGAAACCAGAGGUUCCAUUAGAGAAUUAUUUGGUCCCUAAACAUCUCAGGUUUAGUUUGUUCAGACGUUUCUUCAGCAUGUUUGGAGUUUAAACGUAGACCAGAAGUUUUGGGCUGCAGACGUCCAGAUAAAUUAAAUUUAUUGAAUCCAAACACGUCUGCAGCUGUUUGAGGGCAGAAAUCUGAGCUUUAAGUGUCUCAUUUGGUUUUUUCUGUGGACGUUUGACUGAUUUGUACUGAACACCAUCCACGUUUCUACCAGGUUUUAUCAUCUCUCACCAACAGAGCUGAGUUAAUCUGUGGUUUGUUGAAGCUUUGAUUGGAUGAACUUUCCUCAGGGGAACAUUUCAGUCCAACUUCCUGAGAAUCAAAGUGUUUUAAAGCUGGAAACUUAUUGAACCACCCUCAAACAUUUCACUUCUUGUAGUUUGGCUUCAAUCAUGGUUUCAUAUUUCAGAAAAGGAUCCAAUCAGAUGUUUUUGUACAAGUUUGAAGAUAAAUUAAAUAAACAGUUCACGAGUUUC
Messenger RNA from Amphiprion ocellaris (clown anemonefish), 6396 nucleotides. RefSeq lists its product as uncharacterized. Gene Ontology annotation, molecular function: protein binding. The record is from RefSeq and is a predicted model, not a curated record. NCBI's taxonomy places the organism in Eukaryota, Metazoa, Chordata, Actinopteri, Pomacentridae. The coding region runs from base 295 to 2097 and encodes 600 amino acids. The transcript is spliced from 14 exons. Gene Ontology annotation, cellular component: meiotic nuclear membrane microtubule tethering complex; membrane; nuclear envelope.